Microthlaspi erraticum is the source of this 330-nucleotide messenger RNA. NCBI's taxonomy places the organism in Eukaryota, Viridiplantae, Streptophyta, Magnoliopsida, Brassicales, Brassicaceae. The record is from the annotation of a GenBank genome assembly.
AUGAGGAGAAUGAUGAGUCUCCCAAGUGAAGAAGAGGGGAAGAGGUCAAUCAAGAGAUUGAGGAGAAGUGAGCAUGAGAGCAAUGAGAAUGUGCCCAUGGAAGAGGAGGAGUCAGAGGAAGAAGAGGAUGAGCUCCCCAUGUACCAAGAGCACUAUGAUGCUCUCUUCUCCAUGGACUUUGUGGAGACCAAGUACCCACAUGAUGACACAAUGAAGGCCUUGGGAUCUUUGAGGAUGUGGAGCUGGUCUCAAGAACAUGCGCUUGGCCAAGUUCUUCUCUUACCGCUGGAGUCUACAAGGAGCUCACUUGUGAGUUCUUGGCAUCAAUGA